AUGCUGACCUAUAAGGCCCACGUCCAUGACGACGUCAUCUCCAGCACCUGUACGUGGUUAGUCUCCCUUAAGUUGCGACGUCGCCGUUCAGUACACAGUCAUUCCACCUACCAUUGGACGUCGCAUCAACUGCAAAUGCAUUCCCGUUUAAGCUCCGUCUGUCUAGUUGUCAGUCUCACCAGCAUUGGUAAGAGGCGAAUCCGGCAAUUCUCACGGGCUUCCUUAUCCUGUCUUGAAAUCCUUGUGCGGAUUCUCGCCCUGGCCUUCAUCCAGCACAUUCCUGGCGGUGAAAAGCGAGACGGUGCGUACGAAGGUCGCAUGUUUCAGCGCUUGAGUUUCAUCACUGGCGACAUAACGAGGUUGGCAGUGGACGCCAUUGUGAAUGCGGCGAAUUCGUCGUUGCUGGGUGGUGGUGGUGUGGAUGGCGCUAUCCAUCGUGCCGCGGGUCCGGGACUGUUGAAGGAGUGUCGUGGUCUUGGAGGCUGUGCGGUUGGAUCGGCCAAAAUCACGGGAGGAUAUAAUCUGCCCGCUAAGUAUGUCAUCCACUGCGUGGGACCAUUGAACGGAAGCGCCGAAGCACUGCGCUCCUGCUACGACACCGCGAUGAGAUUGUGCACCGAGAACGGUAUCAAGAGUGUGGCGUUUCCGUGCAUUGCCACAGGAGUAUACGGCUUUCCGCACGCACCGGCUGCUCAAAUCGCUGUGAAAACGGUGUGGGACUACCUGGAGAAGCACGAUGAUACCGUCGAGGUUAUCCACCGGAUUAAAAGGGAGGAGUGGGUAACCCUGAAUCAGCUGCUCUGUGAAGAUGGCAAGCCGCUAAGCUGA
Messenger RNA from Echinococcus granulosus, 828 nucleotides. RefSeq names its product MACRO domain-containing protein 2. The transcript is spliced from 5 exons. The coding region runs from base 1 to 828 and encodes 275 amino acids. The record is from RefSeq and is a predicted model, not a curated record. NCBI's taxonomy places the organism in Eukaryota, Metazoa, Platyhelminthes, Cestoda, Cyclophyllidea, Taeniidae.